UACGUCGGCGACGCCGCUUGCGAGGCGUUUAAUACGCGAGUGCGCCGGCACCUUAGGAACGAUGACUCGAUCGCGCCCCCCAAGCACGACCGUUACUUCAAAACCAACACUUUGCGCAAGCUGGUGGACAGAGAUCUGGACCUACCUGACCAAGGCUACGCAAUGCUACUUAUCGAAACAGCAGAGCGGUUUGUGGGCAGCGAAUACCAUAUGUUCCUUCGGAGGACAUUUCUGCAUCAGUUCGACGAAGUAUACAAACCCGGUACACCCAAAGACCCCGUCUGGCUGUGCGGCUUAUUCGCCAUCCUGGCUCUGGGCGAGCUGUACUCAAAUAUACCAGUUUGCGCGCAUCGCAGUCAAGCGGACAUUCCCGGUACAGGCUUCUUCCUUCGGGCUUUGGAUCUAUUUGAGGACCUCUAUGAGGAGCCAACCGUGUCUUACAUUGAAACUGUUCUUCUUUUGUCGUAUUAUUCACACGCCUUGAAUCGGAGGAAUAGCGCAUACAUCUUUACGGGGCUUGCAAUGCGUCUGAGCAUGGCUUUGGGCCUUCACCGCGAACUUCCUGCACAACUCGCCUCACCCUUCGAACACGAGCAUCGGCGCCGCGUGUGGUGGACAGUCUAUGCAUUCGAUCGUCUGUGCUCAUUGAAGCUUGGUCACCCGGUUAUGAUUAAGGAUGAGGACAUCAGCGUGAACUUGCCAUCGCACAACAACCUGACUUCAGACGAUCUCGAAGAUUUGCCAGACCCCAAGCAAAUCCUCUCCAGCAUCGCCAUGGCACGCAUUGCUGGGUCGAUUCUGCAGGACCUUUACCAACCAAGAAGUCGAUUUGCCAUCCUACCAAACGUGCAGAAAAUCCUGGCGCAGCUCAAAGACUUUAUUCAGUCGUUGCCUGAUGAGCUCUCGCUCGCCAAGAUCGCAUCCACAGCAUGUCCCGGGAGGGCUCUCGCCUCACUCCAUGUGCACUGCAAUCACUGCAUUGUGUUGACAACGAGGCCUGUCUUCUUCCAGCACUUCCAGUCCCAGGCGACUUUACCGCAUGUACGGGCUAGCCAUGGGCCGUGCUCUGCUGUAAUGCCGGCUCUAGCAGAUGCUUGCGUAUCUGCAGCAACCACGUGCUACAAACUACUGCGACGCUUGUGGGUUAACGGUCAAAUUGUCACACUCGGAGGAUUUGACUCUCAAUAUCUCUUUUCAGCCGCUACCAUACUUGCCAUGAGCCACUCACUGAAGCCCACCAACUCCAGUCGUACACUGCUGGAGGGUUCCUCAAGCAUGCUACGGAUUAUGGGCACAAGUGGAAAUAUUCCCGCGCGGGGCUACUAUGAGCAACUGGCCGAAUUGAAGCACGAUCUGGAA
Fusarium vanettenii 77-13-4 is the source of this 1359-nucleotide messenger RNA. RefSeq lists its product as uncharacterized. NCBI's taxonomy places the organism in Eukaryota, Fungi, Ascomycota, Sordariomycetes, Hypocreales, Nectriaceae. The annotation marks the transcript as partial. Gene Ontology annotation, molecular function: DNA binding; zinc ion binding. Gene Ontology annotation, biological process: DNA-templated transcription. The record is from RefSeq and is a predicted model, not a curated record. The transcript is spliced from 3 exons.